Messenger RNA from Oncorhynchus mykiss (rainbow trout), 2253 nucleotides. Its product is annotated as homeobox protein Hox-C12a-like. The record is from RefSeq and is a predicted model, not a curated record. Gene Ontology annotation, biological process: regulation of DNA-templated transcription. Gene Ontology annotation, molecular function: sequence-specific double-stranded DNA binding; DNA-binding transcription factor activity, RNA polymerase II-specific. NCBI's taxonomy places the organism in Eukaryota, Metazoa, Chordata, Actinopteri, Salmoniformes, Salmonidae.
AAAACCCGUAAUACAGAAGCUAAUGUUUUGUUUGGUCAGACAUGGACAUAGUGGGUGGUACCUUCUGUAAGGCAAAUUGGUGGGGACAUGUGACACUAGUUCGACCAAUCAGGCCCGCCGCUCGGUUUAACUAUGUUAAAUGUCAGAUUACUAUAAACUAGAAGCUCUUGGUCGGGCCCGCCGAAAUGGGCGAGCAUAAUCUUCUUAAUCCCGGGUUUGUGGGACCGUUGGUAAACAUCCACACGGGAGACACAUUUUACCUCCCCAAUUUUAGAGCGUCCGGGGGACAACUGGCGGGUCUACCCUCUCUCUCCUACCCAAGAAGGGACAAUGUAUGCUCCCUUCCUUGGACCGCGUCGGAGCCGUGCAAUGGAUAUCCUCAACCCUACUUUAGCAGUGCCAUGUCCAUUAACCCCUCUUUCAACCGUGCAUGCGAAAUCACCAGGCAAGAUGAAGGCAAAUGUUUUUACAGCAACGGUGGCGGAAACAGGGAACCCUGCGCUGAAAGCGCGAACCUCAAACGUGAAGAGAGGGCAAGAGGAGACUCCUCUUCCUCCAUAACGACGGAGCAUGGACUGCACAACGGGAUUGGCAACAACGGUACAUAUUCCAAGUACGACUAUGGCGUGGAGCAGUUGACCCAAGAUCCGCUAUCCUGUCAAUCCCUAGAAUCUGACUCCAGUUCAUCGCUGCUCAAUGAAGGGAGCAAAGCCUCUACAGGCAUCGCUCAGGCGUUGACAUCCCCUGGCAAUCACGCACCAAGCACAGCAGCGGGCGGAGGCGCCCCGUGGUACCCAAUGCACACCCGAACCCGAAAGAAACGUAAACCCUACUCCAAACUCCAGCUGGCGGAGCUGGAAGGCGAGUUCAUGCUCAAUGAGUUCAUCACCAGACAGCGGCGGAGGGAACUCUCUGACCGCCUGAACCUCAGCGACCAACAGGUUAAGAUAUGGUUCCAGAACCGGCGGAUGAAGAAGAAGAGAUUGAUGCUUAGGGAGCAGGCCUUGUCCUUCUUCUAAGAGGGAGAGAUAUAUUUUAAAGGGGAAUAUAGGCAGGCUGUAUUCUCUAUGAAACAUACUGUUGAUUAUUUUGGUGUAAUCAAAUUCGAUGGCCUAUAGCAUGCACAGUAUGACGUCUCACGUCCUUUAGAAGAAUGAUAUUUUCUGAAACAAAACGACCUCAUCUGAGUUAUCACUACAUCUAUCUCGAAAAACAAAUCAAGAGACCAAAUAAUAUCUUUAUCUGACCUUAUAUCGCAUAAUACGUUUAUCAAUACAAGUAGUGACAGUGCAAGAGCUUCCCUAUAUUAUAUGUUCUUUGAUAUGGAACAUUCGAAAUAGUCAGCGCCCAGGAAUGAAAGGCAGGCACAGUGCAGUCUAAAGCAACACAAAGUUUCAAUUAACAUUAUUUGGGAAAAUAUAAUUUGGUAUUUGUAACUUUUUUCAAAGAUUUCUUUGGCUAUUUAGUUUCCCAUCCUUUUACCAAUGCACUAACACUUGUGACUCAUUCGGUACAAUCAUUUCAAACAUAUUUAACUAAUCAAAUUAUAUAUAUAUCGGAUUUUUACAAAUUGAUUUGAUUUAAGAUAUGAACAAUUUCAGUAAUAAGCAUAUGCCUGCUUGUUGAGAAUAUGAAGCUAAUGGAAAGUUACGGAAUCCAUACUAAUGGAUAUUCAAUAUUAAAGAAUAACUCAAUCAAAUUUACGAAUGCAUAGCAUGUAUUUAUAAACCUUUUUAGUCUCAUGAGUGGAAAUAAGAUUGAACUGACCCAAGUUAUGUUUCAUAAGUUUGAGUUCACUUAGCUACUUCUAUGUAGGCACGGUGCAUCAAUAUGGCUAUGGCCCAUAAUGGUUUACAUCCAAUCUACAUUUCACCAGUAUUAAAUAAGUCAUGACAUGAUCGACCCCAGAACUCCUAAAACAAGUGUUACAACGUUCAUGGAAGGUUGAACUUGGGCUUUGGCAUAUUCAACCAUUUUUUUAUUUGUUUUUUAUCUCAGUGGAUCUUAAGAUGGUUUUGGGGCAUGCAAUUAAAAGCCUACGUUAUUCAUUUUCAAUCAAUCAUGUGCUGUAGGAGACGUGCAUGGCCACGGUCAAGGACAACAACUGGCCAUACAGCCUACUGCGUCUGUCAGAGCCAUCCAUUCUAGAGCCAUUUUCAUGAGUGCAUUUCGAUAUUGUUUGUAAAUUACAACACUUUGAUUUACAAAAGUCGAUUAUCUGCUAUUACAUUUCUCAUCCCGCUAAAACACACA